Python bivittatus (Burmese python) is the source of this 5468-nucleotide messenger RNA. RefSeq names its product ankyrin repeat and LEM domain containing 2 (gene ANKLE2). Gene Ontology annotation, biological process: negative regulation of phosphorylation. The record is from RefSeq and is a predicted model, not a curated record. NCBI's taxonomy places the organism in Eukaryota, Metazoa, Chordata, Lepidosauria, Squamata, Pythonidae. Gene Ontology annotation, molecular function: protein phosphatase 2A binding. Gene Ontology annotation, cellular component: endoplasmic reticulum.
GGGCGCGGGACGAGGCCGCUUCGCCGUCGAAGCUUUAGAAAUGGGGAGGGUCGGCGCCGAGCCUCGAGGCGGCCUCCUCAGCCCCCGGGUGCGCCAGCGGAGGGCCGGAGAGGCGAGGAGCACCAUGACCUCGGCUCAGGCAGUGCCGCGGGCAGCCCCGCGCGUGGCCGGCCGUUGGAGCGAGAAGGGCCUCGAGGCGCCGCGAGCGAGUGAGGGCGCGUCUGCGCGUGCGCGGUCGGCCGGCUGGUGGGCGAGGGAAGCGCGACGGACGCCGGGAAGCCGCUCGUGAGGGAUGAUAACAAUGGAUGAAAUCUUUUCCCGAUUAAAGCAGCUGACGCCUGAUGAGCUGAGAGAAGAAAUUGUCAAAGCUGGCUUGAAAUGUGGGCCCAUUACUCUAACCACCAGAUCGAUUUUUGAAAAAAGACUGGCCCAGUCUUUAUUGGAACAGCAAGGAGCAUGCGAGGCAACGACUCCCAUUUCAAAUGGCGUUCCUGGAAGUGCUGCAGCUGAUGGUGGCCAGCCAGAAGUCAAAAAAACAAAUGGUCACCUAGGCUCUCCUGAGGAUGGGGAUUUUGGAUACAGCAUGGGUCUGAACCCUCCUGAGGAAGAAGCCCUGAUGCAUGAAGCUAAUGGCUCUCCCGUUCGUUCUCAGACUCCCUCCAAAAUGCCUCUGAUAUACUACGGUGUGUGCCCAGUGUAUGAUGACAUAUUGGCCAGAAAUGAAAGGGUACAUGUGUAUGAGGAUAAAAAGGAAGCUUUGCAAGCUGUUAAGAUGAUUAAAGGGUCACGGUUUAAAGCUUUCUCAAAUAGGGAAGAUGCAGAGAAAUUUGCCAAAGGCAUAUGUGAUUAUUUUCCUUCUCCAAACAAGUCCUCCAUAUCUCUGUCUCCUGUGAAAGUCUGUUCAGUCUUCAAUAGAGAUGGGUUGUGCUCUCCUGAGCUGGAAGCAGUCAGUAAAGAAAGAGCCAACAGUUACAAAAGCCCUCGUACCCAGGAUCUGACCGCAAAACUCCGGAAAGCCGUUGAGAAAGGAGAUGAAAGCACCUUCUUAGAACUCAUCUGGAGUAAUCCUCGCUAUCUCAUUGGCUCUGGAGACAAUCCGACUAUUGUGCAGGAGGGCUGUAGGUACAACGUCAUGCACGUUGCAGCCAAAGAGAAUCAACCUGGCAUCUGCCGGUUGCUGUUGGAUACUCUGGAAAAUCCCGAAUUUAUGCGGCUGAUGUAUCCUGAUGAUGACGCAAUCAUGUUGCAGAAGCGCAUCAGUUACAUAGUGGAUCUUUAUCUGAAUACACCAGAUAAAAUGGGAUUUGAUACACCACUGCAUUUCGCUUGCAAGUUUGGGAAUCCAGAUGUGGUCAGCAAUCUUGCUUCCCACCCAGGCAUUGUAAAGAACCCAAAAAAUAAAUAUGAUCAAACUCCAGCAGACGUAAUUUGUGAAAGGAGCAAAAAUAAAUCGGCAGAUCUGAAAACAAAAAUUAGAGAACACUUGGAAGGUCAGUGUUACGUGCCCCUCUUCAGAGCGGAAGAUAACGCCUCAGCACCCGUGAUUGGAGCCCCUUGGUCGUCAGAUCAAACAGACAGCAGCCCGCUUGCUUCUUUGCCCAGAUGUAUUGGCAGCCCCAAAGAUCCUAUGCUGACAGUGAGGGCUUACGCAGGUCCAGUGAGUCCUUCCAAGGCAGAAGACUUCCGCAGGCUUUGGAAGACUCCACCUCGGGACAGGGCGGAAUAUUUUUACCAUCUCAGAAAAUCUGAUCUGGAAAGAGGGGUCGAAAGAGUUGGAAGGGAGUUAGCUCAUGAACUGGGGUUCCCUUGGGUUGAAUACUGGGAAUUUCUGGGCUGUUUUGUUGAUCUGUCUUCCCAGGAGGGGCUAGAACGGCUAGAAGAAUACCUGAAUCAACAGGAAAUGAGCAAUAAUGCUCAACUCGAAACAGGAGAAAAUGAAGCCCACAACAGAUACAAACCUCCGCACUCUUCUGGUAAAAGUAAAAACUGUAAUUCUGUCUCCGUUGGAGCAUUUCUCGAUGACGACGAUAUGAGUUUGGAAGAAGUAAAAAACAGACAAAACGCUGCCAGAAAUUACGGCCACGUUAUAGCACCUAACGAACCAACUAUUGGUAGCUUCGGAAGCUCGGAGUGUGACAUUCUGUCCAUUGAACAUACUGGGAAUAUAAUGCCAAGGACCAAAACCUCCAGCAGGCCAUCAGAAAAAGGAGAUCCUCCCAGUAAAAAUGGAUUUUGUAGUCCUGCAGCUGGUGAUGAUAGGACAGGAAACCACCAUAGGAGGCACCCAAGCCAAGAAGAAUGCUUUCCGUCCCCCGUUGCCAAUUUAAUGGAAAAAUUUGAUCAGUUCUCUUGUCAGGAUCAGGCCACAGUGAGGGAGAGCUCACCAGGCAAGGCAAACCAGAGGGCAGCAAAAAUUCGGAAAUGCCCAGAGCAGCUGCCUAAAAUGUGCUCCCUGCUUUCCAAGGCAGGUGCCACUGCUAGGAAGAACGAGGAUCUCAAAAACAGAACCGAAGAGGGACACCCGCGAGAGGCAGAGAGGCCCUCGGCAGAAACCGAGGCCAGGGCUGGGGAGAGAAAGCAGCCGCGUGCUUCUGAAUUGCCACUCGAGAUGUCUCUACCCGGUUUUCUAAAGACGCCAUCCCCAAGCGGAAAAACCAAGCAGCUGUUCCUUUUAGGGGAUCAGCCCUCAAAGUGGGACAGCGAUGCGUUAACUGCAUUACUUGGGGUAGAGAUCGAUGCCCAAAGGUAUCCUGCCAUUUACAAGUGGAACAAGUCUAUACAGGCUUAUCCUCCUUCUGAACGGCAAAGGUGGUCAAGUCCUUCACUUAAAGUCAAGCGUCAAGCCACCUCAAGCCCAGCAAGAAGUCUGCCAUACUUGACUCCAGGAAAGAACAGCCCGGGGAAGUACAGUGCAGCGGCUGCUACCUUCUCCCCGGAUUUAGGGAGCCCGGGACGGUAUACCCCAGCGUAUGUGAACUACCUUCUUUUGUCCAAAAGGCAACAGUUCUCAGGACUGCCUAAUCAUUAGCAUGGGAUCCUCCACACUGGCAAUGAAAUGUUUAAGUGAAGGAAAUUUUGGAUUGUUGAAACACUGACAGGAUGGUUUCCCUGACCACUUUUAUUUAUUUAUUCUUGGAAGAGGGGGCUGCUGGCAGAGAAUUAUUUUCAUUCCGUUUACCAGACUGUCAGUGUCCUGUAAGUUAGCAAGUUACUCCUGAAAAUCACCUGAACAGUAUAGUGAUCAUGGACUGAAGUGGCCUUUUUGGACUCAUUCACUGAGAUCCAGUCUGCCUGUGAUUCUUCCUCUCCUUGGAAUCCUCUUGACUGUAGCAUCUGUAAAGAGUUGAGUUGUCAUAAUUAGUCUUCCAGUUGGGCUGAGAGAGAGGAAUAAGUAACCUUUUUUCCCAAUGGGUACAGAGUGCAAACUCACGAUUUACGAUCUCAUCUACUUAAGAUUGUUAAAAAGCAUAAGGGAACCUGCUGUGGCCUCCGCUGAACCUUUAAGAAAAGCUAAUGAAAGAAAUAACACAAGUAUUUCUCCCCAUUUGCCCUUCUUUCUUUCUGGUCUCAGGCAGACUUUGCAGCUCCGACAGAAAAGCUCAUUAGCAGUAAUAAAGCCAUCGCUGGCUUUCCCCUUGAGAGCUAAGUUCAUCGUUGCAUACCAUGGGAGCAAAAACCAUCAACAUUAACUCCAUGUUUGAUGAAAACCUGUUACUUUAAAUCCCGUGCCAUUUCAUGAUCGCUAAUUUCUGACAGAACAUUUUAGAAUAAACCUGCCCGACUCCACAUUCCUAAUGUUGAUAUUCACUGCAAGCCAUUUUCUAAUAGCCUAGCUCCCUACUGCGAUUGUCUGUCCGUGUGUAAUUUGGAGAUAAUCUCUAGCAGGGAGGGAAAGAAGAUACACACAAAAUGGGAGAUUCUCUUAAUCCUCGGGUUUAAAGAGAGUGGUGGCGAGGGUUAUUUACUACACACUAACUUGAAAUAAUCACAGCUUCAGGAACUGCACCGGUGGUUUCCUUACCCAUGUGUAACCAAUGUUUUAUAUACUACUUCUUUGAUGUUUUUGGUACUAAAACUUCAGAACUGCACUCAAGACUCUUCCAGUUUUAUUAGUGCCUUUUGUAACUUUUAUGUUUGGUAUUUCAGUCUUGCUUUUAAAUUAGUAAUGUUCCCUUAUAGAUUAAACACAUUUUAACUUUCCACUUUUGGAGUUUUUAAAGGUAUCAUUUAUAGUUUAAAAGAUUCCAACAGAUACUGUAACCAUCUAUUUAUUUUAUAUAUGUAAUGUAAGUGUCCUAUACAUAAAUAACAGAUACUCCCAGUUAAAGCCAAACCUGUUACAAAUUAAUUUGAGGAUCAUUGGGAUAGAAACGCAACCAGGUUUUGGGGCAGCUCCCUCGUGAGCCACCUUGCAUUCGCUAUCUGUGUUGUUCUCCAGAAAGUAUAAAAUCUGUCCAGGUUGUACUGACAUAUCCCACCCUAAAGACUGUGGUGGGUUGUGGUACUAAGGAAAAAAACAGAAGAAAUGCACCAGAGUUCUGUAGUGCAAUGUUGAGAUAAAGUCAGUUUCUAAAAAUCCUUUAGUGUACUAUGGUUUCUGAAAUUCAGCCUUCAUGCUCAAAGUGCUCUAUGCACAUUACACCUUGUAGACUUAAUGGUACAAAGCCAGAUAGGGCUAUUCUAGGCAUUCACAGGUCUUCUUGUGUAAAGCUUACUCCAUGGUAUAAAGGAAAGCCUUCCUGCUAAGCCACUGCAAAUAAUUGGUUAAAACCAUAAGCAACUGACCAAUUUCCUUUGCUUUGUUAAUACUUUUGUACUCAAGGGUGUUUCUGGAGCACAAAUGUUCAGUUAACACUUUUGUUGAGAUGUCUGAAGAGAGGUCAAAUUAUUGGUGUUGAAAAUAUUGUCUAAAAUCGACUUGUGUAUUUUUGGGGGGGGUCAAUGUGUUAAUGUGAAUUUUAAACAAGCUUAUUAAAUUUGUUUAUUUAAAACGUGUUUUCUCUAUUAAUCAGUGGAUUGGUUUUGCAAUUUUAAUACAAAACCUGUGGUAGCUAUUUGGUUUCUGCACUUUUAUAUUUUUUGCUGGGGCAUGGAAGCAAAGUCACAAAGGCCUUAUGUAGUACAUCAAAGUAUGUAAGACGAGAAAAACCCAAUGGAUGACUAGCACGUGUUAAUGGCAUGUAAGUUACACAUUCCAGGGCUUUUUAGAAUCUGAUCCAAAGCAGCAGCUGAAAUUACUAGGAUGUGGUAUUUCAUAGUCUCUUUUCGUUUCAAUUCCCUCUUCCCACUAAAAUAAAAUCAGAUGCCGUUGCGCUGCGUAAGUAGCAAAGGCCCAGACAAGUGUCAUACUUCUAUUUUUGCAUUUAUAGAAUCUUGGUAUUCAAUCUCAGAAUUGAAAUCUUGAUUUAAAAACUUCAACCACCCUCUAGGACAGCCUUUCUCAACCUUCCUGGAGGAACCCUUGAAAU